Molecule: messenger RNA, 2968 nt
Organism: Hibiscus syriacus
Lineage: Eukaryota; Viridiplantae; Streptophyta; Magnoliopsida; Malvales; Malvaceae
Product: U-box domain-containing protein 32-like
Exons: 11
Coding region: 283-2901 (872 amino acids)
Biological process (GO): protein ubiquitination; protein phosphorylation
Molecular function (GO): protein kinase activity; ATP binding; ubiquitin-protein transferase activity
Source: RefSeq, a predicted model, not a curated record
UAUUACCGUUUAAAUCUCAUCGUAAUUUUCAAGCGACUGUCUCUCCCUUUUUUAUCUUUGUUUUGUCCAAAAGGUAGGUUAGACUUGGAGCGAUGACACAGAUCUAAUGCUGAAAAGAAGAAGAAAAGGCCAACUUUUAACUCGGUGAUUGACUCACUCACCGAGUCAAUUUGGACAGUUUAAAGUGGUCCUGAAUCCCACUCACAAUUUCCGUGGAACGGCAUAUUCUUAAAAUAAAGAAAAAAAGGAUAAAAAAAAACAGGAAGAAAAAUCUGUGGACAGAUGGGAAGUCUGGUGGGAGAGAUUGAAGGUGAGAGAGAAAACGGUGUUGAGGAGGUUAUUUUUGUUGCGGUGGGGAGGAAUGUUGAGAAGAGUAAGACGACUCUUAAUUGGGCGGUUGACAACUUUCCCGGGAAAAAGAUAUGCGUGCUUCACGUUCACCGGCCAACUCAUGUACUUGCAUCGACGGACAGAAAGCUCAGCCUCAGGCGUGGCAAAUUGAAACAGCAUGCAGUAGAGGCAUUCCAGAAACUUGAAAGACAAAAAUUACGAGAACUCUUAGAUGAAUACCUUCUUAUUCUUGACCAUUCAGGGGUACAAGCAGAUGCAGUAUGGAUAGAGAUGGACAGUGUUGAAAAAGGAAUUGCAGAAAUUAUAGCACGUCAAAAUAUUAGAUGGCUUGUCAUGGGAGCAGCAGCAGAUAAAUACUAUUCUACGAAACUAGUAGAACUGAAGUCCAAGAAAGCAAUAUUUGUAUGCCAAAGUGCACCAGUUUCUUGUCAUAUCUGGUUUGUUUGCAAGGGCUGCCUCAUCUAUACUAGAGUAAGCAGAAAAGAAGGAUCUAGUAGAGAGAUUACAACUCCAUCACAACCACUGGAUUCGCUCUUAGGAUCGGAGCAAUCACAGAUCUUUCUGUCAGAAUCUGUGCUUAGGAAGAGACUUCGAGAACUAGAGGUAGAGACUAACGUAGUGAGGGGAGAUUUAAGACCUACUUCCACGCAUUCAGAAGAUCCAAACUUGUGUAGCAAUGGAGUAGGCAGAAAAGAAGGAUCUAGUAGAGAGAUUACAACUCCAUCACCACCACCAGAUUCACCCCUAAGUACAGCGCAAUCAGAGAUCUUGCUGUCAGAAUCGCUGCUUAGGAAGAGACUUCAAGAGCUAAACAUAGAUACAGACUCGGUGAGAGGAAAUUUAAGGUCUUGUUCCUGGCAUUUAGAACAUCCAAACUCGUCUAGCAGUGGAGUGAUUGACACAGAUGGAUCAACCCUGUUGCAAAUGGAUGAGGAAGCGGAACAUCAAGGGCAAGCCAGUAAUGAAAUUGAUGAACAAGUAGAAGUGUCUACUAUAUAUUGUCAUAACUUAAAGCAGGAAUCCUUUUCAGAGACAGUGAGACGACGGAAGGAGGAGAAUGAUGCCAUGGAGGCUAUAUCCAAGGAAGAGGCUUUAGAAAGCUUAUGUGUGAAGGAGAUGAUCAAAAGGAAAGAGAUGGAGGAAUUUCUUGAAAGAGAAAAGCAAGAAAUACAAAAGAUGAAGGAUCAGCGUGAUGAAUUUAUUAAAGAACUACAAAGGGUUGAGGGCCAAAGGGUGAAGGUUGAGAGCCAAAUUGCGGAUUACCAAUGCACAGCGGAGCUGUUGAAGGACAAGAUGUUCUCAGCUGUGGAACUUUUGAUUAGUUUUAAGAAACAACGGGAUGAGAUGAGAAUAGAGCAUGGAAAUGCCAUGAGGGUGUUGAAAAAAUUAAGGAAAUUGGUAAAUGGAGGAGAUGCAAGCUUUCCAGGGACACAAAUCCUUGAAUUUUCUUUCAUGGAGAUUAACAAUGCCACUCGUAACUUCGAUCCAUCUUGGAAGAUUGGAGAAGGAAGAUAUGGAAGUGUAUACAAGGGUUUCCUUCGCCAUUUGAAUGUUUCUAUAAAAAUGUUGCCUUCGUACGGCUCUCAAAGCCUCACGGAAUUUGAAAAUGAGGUAGAGAUAUUAUGCCGGGUUAGACAUCCAAAUCUGGUAACAAUAAUUGGAACUUGCCCGGAAUCUAGGUCACUGGUGUUUGAGUACCACAAGAAUGGCAGUCUAGAAGAGCGCCUUGCUUGCAAAAAUAAAAUCCCACCACUUCCAUGGCAAACUCGAAUUCGCAUUGCUUCUGAGAUAUGUUCUGCUCUUGUCUUCCUCCACUCUAACAAGCCUUGUAUCCCCCAUGGGAACUUAAAACCUUCCAAGGUCCUUAUCGAUUCCAAUUUUGUAUCAAAGCUCAUUGACAGUGGCAUCUAUCGCUUGAUCCCGCAAGGUGAAAAUACAGAUAGUUCUUCUUCAUCGUGUACCAAGUCCACCCCCAAGGUUGCAUCUGUUUAUACGGAUCCAGUGUGUCUCAAGAGCAGAAAAGUUACCCGAGAAUCUGAUGUGUACUCGUUUGGAAUGAUACUGUUACGACUUUUGACUGGGAGACCAGCUUUGGGGAUCUUGAAAGACGUUAAAUGUGCAUUAGAGACAGAUAACUUUGGCACAGUGUUGGACCGGACAGCUGGGAAAUGGCCACUUGAAGACGCCGAACUCUUGACUCAGUUGGCAUUAAGGUGUUGUGACAAGCAUCCAUUGAAUCGACCAGACAUGUCAGAAAUCUGGAGUCUGCUCGGACCAGUGAAGGACACAUGUAUCAACUCAGCACCAUGCUUGGAAGCUAAGGAGCUUCGUCGUGCUCCUCCUCAUUUUGUCUGCCCAGUUUUUCAGGAUGUGAUGAAGGAUCCACUCAUAGCGGCCGAUGGCUUCACAUACGAAGCCGAUGCUAUCAGAGGAUGGCUGGACAGUGGCCACGACACAUCUCCGAUGACGAAUCUUAAGCUCGAUCACUGCAAUCUGGUCCCAAAUUAUGCUCUUCAACAGGCAAUUCAAGAGUGGCAACAACAAUAUUGAUACUUCAUCUUGCUUUUCGUUUCCUGCGCAUCUGCCGGUACGGAACAUAUUACCCGACCUUCGACCA